UUCUGGAACAAGGGUUGGAGGUGUGGGCUUACAAUAAAGAAGAAGGCCCAAUAUCAAGAUAUUGCUUACAUUAUUUUUAGGAGGAAGAAGAAAAGACAAGACAACACAUACAUCAAAGCCUUUAUCGUUUCCUCAGAAGCUGGAGCCUUGCAGGAACAAUUUGCAGAGCAAAGGCAAAGAAUGCAAACUUCUACAUUAAAUCACACUUUAAUCUUAUCUUUCAUACUUCUUCUACUACUCUCUUUACUUGUUCCUGUCAUCAUCAACACUCCCAAGUCUCCGCCAUCUCUUUCACUUGUAAAUCACAACCCUGAAAUGUCUCCCACUAUCACUACCACCACCACCGAGAUAUUCGGAGUCAAGAUUCAGAAAAACCCUCCUCAGUCUAAGCUUGAUGAGCUUGAUGUGUCCUCUUGGCCCAAGUGGGAAUGCCCUCCAAGCAAAUUUCCGUGGACAUUCAAAGCGACAGAGACAAUGUAUUUUCUCGAGGGGAAAGUUCAGGUUUAUGUUGAAGGGAAUGAAGGAUCAUUUGAAAUUGGGGCUGGCGAUUUGGUUAUUUUUCCCAAAGGGAUGAACAUUACUUGGGAUGUUGUUGAAGCGGUGAACAAGCACUACAGCUUGGAAGACUAAUGUAAAUAUAUAUAUAUAUGCCUUGCUGAACUUAUCAAUCAUUAGGAUUUAUGCAAUAAAAUUGUACCUAAUCUCUUACAGGGGAGAAUUCAGUUAGUAGAUUUUCUAAAAUCAUCAUCUACCUUUUAGUCAAUGCAUUGUGUUUCACUUUCACGAUACUAUAGUUUCAGAAUGAGUUGGAUGAUAAAACCAUCUAUGAUAUGCUUCUAUCUGUUUA
Molecule: messenger RNA, 847 nt
Organism: Mangifera indica (mango)
Lineage: Eukaryota; Viridiplantae; Streptophyta; Magnoliopsida; Sapindales; Anacardiaceae
Exons: 2
Coding region: 181-630 (149 amino acids)
Source: RefSeq, a predicted model, not a curated record